Molecule: messenger RNA, 591 nt
Organism: Ilex paraguariensis (yerba mate)
Lineage: Eukaryota; Viridiplantae; Streptophyta; Magnoliopsida; Aquifoliales; Aquifoliaceae
Source: the annotation of a GenBank genome assembly
AUGGCUUCUCCUUCUUCAACUAAGUUAAUUCUACUCAGAAGACUAUCCAGAGCUCUGAAACUGAAACCUCCCUCUGCUUCCAUACAAAGAUCUUCUUCAUCAUCUUCUUCUCUAUAUCUUUCAUCACUUCCAGAAGCUUCGAGGCUUGCUCAUGGAUAUUGUCUUUCAAUCUGUUGUAGAAACUUCUGCUCUCGCCCUCCUCAUCUCAAUGACGAGUCUCAAGGCCCUGUCACUAUAUAUAACAGUGUUCUACUGCAGGAGGAUGAAUAUCACAGGCUAGCUGAUACCACGAUACAGGACCUGCUAGAGAAGAUAGAGGAAUAUGGUGACACAGUUGAAAUUGAUGGUUUUGACAUAGAGUAUGGGAACCAGGUUUUAACCCUGAAGCUUGGGAGUUUGGGAACCUAUGUUUUGAACAAACAAACACCAAAUAGACAAAUUUGGAUGUCCUCGCCUGUGAGUGGUCCGUCCAGGUUUGAUUGGGAUCAAAGUGCUCAGGCAUGGAUUUAUAGGCGGACUAAAGCAAACUUAUCAGAAGUUUUGGAAAGUGAGUUGGAACAGCUGUGUGGUCAACCCAUCAGGCUUUCUUAA